AUGAUCCAGCAGCUCCAAGUCGGCAGUUCAUCGCAGUCAUACCCGAGCUCUUGGGACCUUGUCGGUAUCCAGCUCACUGUGGGAGAAAUUGCCUCAGCUGAGGCCGUGAGGAAACACUCUGGUUCCAUAUUCAGCUUCAGCCAGAGCGCGCGACUCUUUGACGCGGUCGAAAAUGCUCUCAAAAUACGCAUCCAAAACCUUCCCCCGUGGCUGAAAGCCAUUGAUCUUGCCCGAACCGUCGCUAUAUAUGGCGCCGAAAUGAGGAGGAUCAAGAUCCCUCAGAUAAUGCAGGACCUUGAUAUGCAGAAACUAUCUGGCCUCGCCACGUUUGUAGUCCUCUGCUGUCGUUAUACGGAGAGUGAAGACGCCAUGAUUGCGAUGCUCAAGGCUCUAUUGGAAGGUCACCUCGGUUGCCUUGUCAAGGCUGAUGGGAACCAGCAAAAAGCUCUGCCUUAUUCAUUCCAUGGACACCUGGGCAGUUUCGUUAGAUCUUGUGUCGAUGCUGACAAAGAUUCUAACGUGUCAAGGCGCGCCCAAGAAUGGAUGGCUUCUCUACAUGAUUUUGGAGCUUGCAGUUAUGAUAGGUCCACCUUCUUUUCCCGAAAUCAACAGGAGAGUGUCGAUCUUAUUUCAGAACUCUUCGGUGCCGUAGGGAGAGAGGAAGACUUGGCUCAGGCGGCGGAGAAACUGAGCUUCGGACCACAACAGGACAAAGACGCCGAUGGAUGGGGCAAGACUCAUGAUACUCUACAUCUGACUGCAGCGUAUAUCGCCUUCACAGCCGCGGCGCACGGCGCUCGUGUUUAUGUUCAGGUGGUCUCAGAUCAAGGCUCAAAGACGCUCCCCACUGAACCAAUGGACGAAGAGCAUCGAAAGUCAAGCUUCUUAGUCCGCCUUUGGUUGAAACAGCCUCCAGAACAUGUCCGGGGUAUUCUGCGUCACAGAGAUCGUUCGGCAUCAUCGGGUGGUGGGGACGAUGACCCCCCAGAUGACAAUAUCAUCGUAGGAGGUGGAACCUUGGAGAUUGCUACAUGGAUCGCGAAUAUGAUAGGAUUCAACUGCACCCUUCAUGGCAAGACUACAUCGGAGAGUCUACUGAACCUAUGGCAGGCUGGCACCGAGUAUGGGAAGACACUGCAGUGGUUGGUUAGGAGAGAAGAAACUGCUGCAGGCUUUGCCAAGAUCAAGCUGGUUUUGAAACCUAUGGACUCGACCGUCCUAAUCCCCCCCGUGACGAGGCCUCUCUCGGCUUACCUAGCUCAGAUGGACAGAAAGUUUAAGCCGAUAGCCAGGGCCGUGUCUAAUAUCGCUCACGACCUUUAUGGCUACUCUGACUAUUCAAAAUGCCUAGAUAUUGAUGACGACGGUGGCAAGCCCGAAAUAGGAUUGGCAAUGGAAUUUACCAUUUACGCUAUUGCGAUACAGGUGCUACGCAACACCGUGAGCCCAGCCGGAGACAGCGCCGACAUCUACGCUUUGAACCUUUCUACCCUUAGGAGGGAAGAGAGCGAGACCAGAAACCUCAUUAACUUUCUACUGUAUGGGGCGGGAUGA
Molecule: messenger RNA, 1554 nt
Organism: Fusarium graminearum PH-1
Lineage: Eukaryota; Fungi; Ascomycota; Sordariomycetes; Hypocreales; Nectriaceae
Exons: 2
Coding region: 1-1554 (517 amino acids)
Source: RefSeq, a predicted model, not a curated record